This is a messenger RNA of Nerophis lumbriciformis (worm pipefish), 2973 nucleotides long. NCBI's taxonomy places the organism in Eukaryota, Metazoa, Chordata, Actinopteri, Syngnathiformes, Syngnathidae. The record is from RefSeq and is a predicted model, not a curated record.
AUGACUCAGUCAAUGCAAGUUAACCCAAAGCUGCCUGAUUUAGCCUCUCCAUUUAUCUAUUCCAGUCAAGAGGAAGUUGACCAGCCGGCAUCUUACUCUGUCCAAACGCCAUAUGGUUUCCAGCUUGACCUGGACUUCCUCAAAUAUGUGGAAGAGAUAGAAAGUGGGCAUAACAUCCGCAGGGCAGCUGUCACAACUCGCCGUUCUGGACGCGGACUCAAAAUCUCUCAGAGAUGUGUGGGUGGUCGCACAAGUGGUUGGACAUCCACAGAGUCUCUUGCCUCUCCUGGUAGCGAGGAUGGCAGAGUUCCUCCCCUGCCACCGCCAAGAAACCGCCUUGGCUCUGCACCCUGCGAAGUGCUUUCUCUAUCCCCUGUGACUAUCUUCAGUGCCCCCCCACAGUCUGCUGGGGGCAAAAUCCCACCCCCUCCACCACAGCGCAACCCUAGAGUUGAGCGAACUCUUCUUGAAACAAGCCGGCGACUACAGCAGGAACAAAGCCAGCACAAUGGUGGGCGAUUCCAGCUUGCAGACCCCCCCAAGCAGCUGUCCAGCUCUGCAUUGAGUCAGCCACUGCAGAGUAGCUGGACUAAACCGAGUCCUCAGACUUCUGGACUCAACACUCCUGCUACCGGCACUACAGUGACACCAGUUCCUCCCAGCCAACUGCAGACAGUUAGAGAGCAGAUGGCUACAGCCUUGAAACAACUGAAGGAGAUGGAGGAACGAGUAAAAGGUGUUCCGGCUCUCGAAAAAGAGGUAGCUGAGCUUCGUGCUGAAAAAGACAUGCUGCUGUUAGCACUUCAGGAGAAGAAAGCAGCCAUGGAUGUGAUCCCUAUGCCACAGAAACAAUCGGUAGAGUCCUCUACCCAGACCACAGAGACCUCCCAAUCCAGCCCGAGCAUCCAAAGUCGAUUAAGUUCCCCUGCCUCACCAGGUUACAAAGGCCAUGGAAAAUCUGGAGAACUGAAAAAGCUUGCUGAGAAAUUUGAGGGGAAGGAAGAACGUGGUGCUGAAUUUGCAUCGAAAGUUGUAAUGAAGGUUCCGGGAAAGCCGUCUGUUGACAAGAAAUCAGUGGCUGUGGGAGAUGAUCAGCCCGUGGACUCAAUUGUUAUCUAUUACAACCACAGUGUGAAAGAUGUUGGUGAGGGUACCGAGCUCCAUGUUUGUGAGCAGGGUACAGGGACUGAAAAGCCUGUGCUCCACGAGGAAGGAACACAGGUUAAAGCAGAGACAGAGGAGGCUGGAGUUUGGGUAAUGGAGUCACUGCUUGGGCUCACGUCUGAGGCACAGCGUGAAAUGGACACCUUACAGGACACCGUUAAAUUCCAGCAGGACUCCAUUACAAGUCUAAAGAGUCAGUUGAGCGUGGCAGACAAAGAUCUUGGAACUCUUCGAGCACAGAUUGAGGAGAUAGCUUUUAAAGUCACGUUUGAGAAGGGAAUUCUUGCCAAACCAGAUGCUAAGGAUGCCCAGAUCGAGACUACAUCCUCUUUACUAAAGGAUGCUGCUGUUUUGUGCUGUUCAGCUGUGAUGGAUGUAUGUGUCGGCAACAGUUUUUCCACAGACCUGAUCGAGGAAAGUACCCAAACUGAUACUAUUGCAACACAAAAAGAACCAGCAUCUGUUGUAAUGGCCACCAUUGGUUGCCAGUACGAUAAUAUGAUUGAAAAUAAACCUGAAGAGCAGAAAGUUACCGUGUUAAAGAAGAGACAGUUGACAAUAAAUGAUUAUAAGAUCUUUCCAGAGGAGGCAGUCAGUAUGUCAGAGGAGAAAGCUGAAGACCAAGAAGACAUAACGACACCCAACGUUGUCAAGACAGGUAUGCUGAAAUCCAUUAUGAAGAGGAAAGAUGGCAACGGUGCAGGUGAAAAUCGCACCACAGGCAAGAAGAGCCUGCAGUUUGUUGGCAUUUUAAAUGGAGGGUAUGAAUCGACAUCCAGUGAUGAAGAAGAAGAAGAUGAGGAGGAGGAGGAAGAGGGAAGCUCAUCUGAAGAAAGUGCCGAGGGCGACUGCUUGGACAGCACAGAAGAGGAUGAAGUGGAUCUGGGGGAAGAGACGUCAGAGGAGGAGAGAAACGUCAACCUGGAUGAAAGUGACACUGAUGAGGAAAUUUUGAGAGCAUCAAAUGGGUCAUCUGAUGGCAUCAAAGAGAAGUUUGAACUGAGCUCCAAAAUGCGCGAAGCUUGCCUAAUUCUCAAGACUCACCUCAAUGAUGACAUCCAAACACUGAAGAGUAAGGAUGUGCUUGCCAGCACUCACAUGGUCCAGCUCGAGUGGUUCCGUGUUUCCAGCGCCAAAACGGCUCAUCCUCCGCGGGUGUCCGACUAUUUGAUGGCGUUCUCUGAGGUGUCUGCGUUGCUGCUGAAGCACAUAGUCAACAUGACCGACGGCAACGGCAACACCGCUCUUCACUACAGUGUCUCACACUCCAACUUUGGAGUCGUGGAUCUGCUGUUGGACACGGACAUGUGCUGUGUGGACCAACAGAACAAGGCGGGUUACACGGCCAUCAUGUUGGCUGCUCUGUCCACUUUGAAGGAAGACGACGACAUGUCCGUAGUCAAGAAGCUCUUCAGCAAGGGCAAUGUCAAUGCCAAGGCCAGCCAGGCAGGUCAGACGGCACUGAUGUUAGCGGUGAGUCACGGCCGUCAGGAGAUGGUGGAGGCGCUUCUGGAGUGUGGCGGUGAUGUCAACGUGCAGGAUGAUGAAGGCUCCACAGCUCUGAUGUGCGCUAGCGAACACGGCCGAGCCGAGAUUGUCAAACUCCUCCUUGAACAGCCUGGUUGCGACAUUUCCAUCGUUGAUAAUGAUGGCAGCAAUGCGCUCUCCAUCGCGUUGGAGGCAUCUCACAAUGACACUGCUGUGCUGCUCUACGCUCAUAUGAACUAUGCAAAAACUCAGAGCGCUGUGGGAAGUCCAAAGUCUCCGAGGAGCCCGACCAGUAGCCACAAGUCAUGGCCGCCAGAGUGA